This is a messenger RNA of Leguminivora glycinivorella, 1582 nucleotides long. Its product is annotated as modular serine protease-like. Gene Ontology annotation, molecular function: serine-type endopeptidase activity. The coding region runs from base 97 to 1059 and encodes 320 amino acids. Gene Ontology annotation, biological process: proteolysis. The record is from RefSeq and is a predicted model, not a curated record. The transcript has 7 exons. Lineage: Eukaryota; Metazoa; Arthropoda; Insecta; Lepidoptera; Tortricidae.
UUUAUUAUUUGUACUUAUCCAAGUCGUCAGUGAGUCGGUAAGACCGGCUGGGGAAGCACGGAUCGCAGUUAUUAGGUUUAUUUGUAAACAAGGAAAAUGAUACGAAAACUAGUUUUUGUGCUAACAGGACUCGCAUUUGCUCAAUCUCAAGAUGUCAAAGCAUUCAUGGAUGUGGACUACGAAGCCGACGGCGCUCAAAACUUAAAAUGGGCGGUUGAAGUAUAUGAGUACUCUAAUGGACAGCCUCAGCAUUCCUGUGGAGGGUCGCUUGUCACACCGACAGCUGUCAUAUCAGCUGCUCGAUGCUUCUGGGCCAAAGGAGAGCAGAAGUCGGCCUCCAACUUGGUGGUGGCGAGAACCUAUGGAGGCAUCGGCGUUGGCACUGACUGGAACACCGUGCAGACGGCUAAAGUCCGUACAAUCCACCUCCCCCUAUCUUAUAAGGACAGCGAAGGACUUUACGCCAAUGACAUUGCCGUGCUGAUACUUGAGGAGCCAAUGCGUGGUGUAAUGCCUAUAUGCAUUAACUUCGAUAAGGUGAUGGAAGAAAAGCAUCUGACUGAAGGGAACUUUGGUAGGAAUAUGGGCACCCUCCAGCUAGCUGGCUACGGUCUCCCGUCCCCACUCUUCACUGCAUUAGAGGUCCCCUACGUGCCCGAAGACCGGUGCAAGCAAUAUUCUGACUUGUUCAGAGAGCAGCUCACGGCGGAUAAGAUAUGCACUGGAUUUAAGCCAGGUCCGGGCAACAAGCCAGAGUCCCUGAUCUGUCGAGGAGACCACGGCAGCGGCCUGGUGUUCUACAGCGGUACCGAGUGGAACGCGAUACCGUACCUGCGUGGAGUAGCGUCCACACCCUUCCCGGGACCUACUGGACCUUAUGGGACCUACAGCUCUUGCUCUACAUACAGGUAUGCCGCUUUUACACGCAUUUCUUCGCACCGAAGGUUUUUGGAGCAUCACUUACCCGGUAUAGAGGAUAAGUGUGCGCAGUACUACAAGACUAAUACUGUCAACAUUGAAUGUGACUGCAAUUGUAAAAAUAAUACGACCAGUGAAUAAUAAUAUUGUGCUACGUGGGGCAUAAGUUAAAUAUAGCGAUUGCAAAAGUAUAAUUUGUAUAUUAUUACUCCCCGCCCGCCCGAGCUCUUGAAAUUUCAGAACGACUUCGGGAAAAGCUUUUUCUUUAACUCAAGCAAGAGUGAUGGAAAAUUUUAUUUUGGAGUUUUGGAGUAACUCUUACCCGGUAUAGAGGGUAAGUGUACGCAGUACUAUACUAACAAUUUUGAUAACCUAAAUGAUAAAUUAAAUAAUAAGAUGUAAAUUGUAUAUUUUCGACACAAAUAAUAAAAAAUUAAUUUAACGUAAUUUUGAACAAUCAUUAAUUUGAAAUGUAUACUUACCUAACUAAAUUUAUGAUUAUCGCGCAAUUGUAAUAAUAUAUUAUACUAAUCGCAUAAUUUAAGUUUAGUCUUAAAUGCAUGUUGCUGUUUUAAUAUGACUUGUAAAAAUGUAUAGUUUUUUACCAAUAAAGAUCUGAAAUCUGAAAUCUGAAUUUUGAAUUCGACUGAAACUAAAACUACUA